AUGUGGCUGCUCUCGCCUCUGCUGCUGCUGUCUCUGCUCACUCUGGACCCUGCCCAGGCGGCGCUGAUCCGGGUCCCUCUUCGCCGACUCCACACUGGACACAGGGCCUUGAGUUCACUGAGGAGCUGGGGGAAGCCAGCAGUCCCUCCCAGAUGGGGGGACCCAUCCCCUGGAGACAAAUCUUUCUCUGUGCCUCUCUCCAACUACAUAAAUGCCCAGUAUUUUGGGGUCGUUGGCCUGGGUACACCCCCACAAAACUUCUCCGUUGUCUUUGACACCGGCUCCUCCAACUUCUGGGUCCCAUCCAAGAAGUGCUACUUAUUCAGCUUGCCCUGCUGGUUUCACAAACGAUUCAACGCCGAAGCGUCCAGCUCCUUCCAGCCCAAUGGGACCAAGUUUUCCAUUCAGUAUGGAACUGGGAGUCUGAAGGGAAUCCUGAGCGAGGACAAGCUGACCAUUGGGGGGAUUCAGGGCGCCCCGGUGAUGUUCGGGGAGGCCCUGUGGCAGCCCAGCCUGGUCUUUCUUUUCGCACACUUUGAUGGGAUAUUGGGGCUCGGUUUUCCGGCUCUGGCGGUGGAUGGAGUUCGGCCCCCAUUGGAUGCGCUGGUGGACCAGGGGCUUCUGGAUAAGCCGGUCUUCUCCUUCUACCUCAACAGGAACCCUGAAGCAGCCGACGGAGGAGAGCUAGUUCUGGGGGGUUCAGACCCCACGCACUACAUCCCACCCCUCACCUUUCUCCCAGUCACUGUCCCUGCCUACUGGCAGGUCCACAUGGAGCGGGUCCAGCUGGGCUCAGGGCUGAUCCUGUGUGCCCGGGGCUGUGCCGCCAUCCUGGACACAGGCACUUCGCUCAUCACAGGACCUACAGAGGAGAUCCAGGCCCUGAACGAGGCCAUCGGGGGCUUCCCCCUGGUGGCUGGGGAGUACCUCAUCCAGUGCUCGGUCCUCUCCACACUGCCUCCGGUCUCCUUCCUGCUGGGCGGGGUGUGGUUCAACCUGACGGCCCAGGAUUAUGUCAUCCAGAUCACGCGUGGGGGCGUCCGCCUCUGCCUGUCCGGCUUCCAGGCCCUGGACAUGCCACCCCCGGCAGGUCCCCUUUGGAUCCUUGGCGACGUCUUCCUGGGUGCCUACGUUGCAGUCUUCGACCGUGGCAGCCACCAGGACGGGGCCCGAGUGGGUCUGGCUCGGGCCCGUCCCCGCCCAGCUGGACCGCAGCGGGGUGGGCUGGCGCAGGCGCAAUCCCCCGGUUCUAGCAAUAGAAUCGAACCGCUUGCAAAGCCUCUCCGAGCUCGCCGGGGCUUUGUGGAGCGGAAAUUUCGUGCCCGGAUUUCUGCGAUCGAAGAAAAGAGGGAGGAGGAGACAGACGCCUGGUCUCUCGCCUCAGAACUGCAGUCGGGACGCAUCGGCUGCCGAAGAGCAUCAUGGGAGUUGUAG
This is a messenger RNA of Suncus etruscus (white-toothed pygmy shrew), 1434 nucleotides long. RefSeq names its product napsin A aspartic peptidase (gene NAPSA). Lineage: Eukaryota; Metazoa; Chordata; Mammalia; Eulipotyphla; Soricidae. The record is from RefSeq and is a predicted model, not a curated record. Bases 1 to 1434 code for a protein of 477 amino acids. Gene Ontology annotation, biological process: proteolysis. Gene Ontology annotation, molecular function: aspartic-type endopeptidase activity. The transcript is spliced from 11 exons. Gene Ontology annotation, cellular component: lysosome.